CACAUAGUCAUCUUUGAAUCUCAACCUAAGCUUCAAAUUUUCUCAACAACACCAUCCAAACGAGUUGUGUUCGUAGCCUGACACAACACAAAUAUGGGUAUAUCCAGCCUUCUCAAAUCCGGCACCUUCUUCCGUUCGAAGAGCCACAACGAUAGUGCAAACACCGGGAUCAAAGACAUGCAUAGCAGUGCCACAAAUGAUACACACCAACAAUCAGCUUCGAGGUGUCCCGUUGCCCAUCUGAAUAAAAUGGAGAAAGGAUCAACGGAUACCGUGGUUGCAUCACCGGAAUCGACAGCAAACGAAACUUCUGACCAGACUCAAAGCGUCUCCGCUGACGCACCUCCAUACAUAUCGAGUACAAAGAACAAGUCCAACUGUACGGAUCUAGUGGCACAGGUCCAGGCGAGAUCCCGGAGUCAGGUCGGCUCACAACGGCCACAGAUGACCAUGGACAGAACAAGCACUAGUUACCUCCUACAAGAGAUCGGCGGCAAGGAGGCGAUGGUCAAGAUGGUCACGCGCUUCUACGAACACGCCUUCAAGGAUAAACUACUGGAUACUUUUAUUAUGAAUCACAACGAUCCGCACGGGGAACGUCUAGGACUAUGGUUAGCCGAUAAAAUGGGGGACAUCGGUGUAUGGAGCAACCAUCGUCCAACGUAUGCACGACAAAUGGCUCAUCACCGCUCCUGGUACAGCCACAAGCGCGCAGCCGAAGACAUGGGCAACUCAUUUCAACUGAAAGACUGCGUGGUAUGGAUGCGGCUCAUGUUUUGGUCGGCCAGACAGGAGGGACUGAUGGAGAAUGUCCACUUCCGAGAAUGGUUUAUUUUCGCUAUCACACUCGCGAUUCGGGUAUACGAGUAUACCGCACCUCCGCAUACUCGGGCCUGUGCCGAUUGGUCUUUGAAGCAAGAGAACAUACGACUAUACCAGCAAAAUGGGUAUAGUAUGCCAGACUUGGAUCAGUUUCAGAACAGACGGUGA
Messenger RNA from Sphaeroforma arctica JP610, 990 nucleotides. RefSeq lists its product as hypothetical. The record is from RefSeq and is a predicted model, not a curated record. Lineage: Eukaryota; Ichthyosporea; Ichthyophonida. The transcript is spliced from 2 exons. Gene Ontology annotation, molecular function: oxygen binding; heme binding. The coding region runs from base 94 to 990 and encodes 298 amino acids.